ACAAGUAUUUGAACGUGCUCAAAAAGCUGACAUUAAAAUAAAAAAUAAACUAAAUUAAAAGUUAGUAUUUCAACCAUGUCCACCUCCUGCUGCUCUCCGCAGUGGGAAUGUACUGAAGCCCGUGAAGGCAACACGUGGAGGAACAGGAAAUGAGAGCUUGUUGUGGACAGACACACUUUGCUUUGCUUUGCUCCGAGCACACGACCUUCUUCUUCUAGUCUCCACCAUGGACAACCUAGAGGAGGACCUGACGUGCUCCGUGUGCUACUCUCUGUUCUCUGACCCGCGAGUCUUGCCGUGCUCGCACACCUUCUGCAAGUCCUGCCUGGACAACCUGCUCCAGGUGUCCACCAACUACUCCAUCUGGCGUCCGCUCCGCCUGCCGCUAAAAUGCCCCCACUGCCGCAGCGUGAUGGAGCUGCCCCCGAUGGGCGUAGAGUCUCUGCCCACCAACGUAUCUCUGCGGGCCAUCAUUGAGAAAUACCAGAGCGACACUGUGCCGCGACCCCCUUCCUGUCAGGAGCACCACAGGCAGCCGCUCAACAUGUACUGCAUCCAGGACCGGCAGCUGAUCUGCGGGCUGUGUCUGACGGUCGGGCAGCACCAGGGCCAUCCCAUAGACGAUCUGCAGGCGGCGUUCAUCAGAGAAAAAGAGACUCCAUCGCUACUGCUGGCCAGACUCUCUGAGCAGAGAUGGGCACAGGUGUGUGAGCUGGGCGAGCAGCUGGAGCAGGAGAAGGCCCGCUGUGAGGGUCUGGUGCUGCAGGACCGACAGGAGGUCAACCAGUUUUUCCAGGCGCUGGAUGUGGUGCUGACCAGGAAGAGACACGCCUACCUGGAGGCCCUGGAUAAAGCCGGCGGAGAGGUGUCCCGCUUCUACGACCCACUCAUUCACAAAGUGAAGGAGCUACAGGAAGAGCAGCUGGACCUGGUGUCCCUGGGUUCAUCAGUAGAGGAGGAGGACUCGCCACUGGUCUUCCUGGAGCAGGUGCAUUUGUUCAGAGAGAGGGUGGAGGAGUUCAUUAAAAUCCCUCUGCCCUCGGUGGUAAACCUCUCCGUCACCCCGCGGGCAGCAGAGCACCUCCAGCAGCACUGGCCCGCCGUGACCAUCGGGAGCCUGGAGGAAGCACCCGUCCCUAAGGUGUGCUGCUGCGCCAGAUGUGGCGGCGUGGAGGCCGGCGUGGAAACCGAAGCCGGAAGGGAUCAGUCCCUGAUUCAGAACUUGUGGUUCGAGAUGCAGCCCACUUGUUCCGUGGUGCUGCUGGGGCUGCUGCUGCUGCUGGCGGCGCUGUGGGUCAACCCGGUCGGAGGGGCGUCGCUCGGCUUCUCUCUGCUCUCUCAGUUCAGUCAGCUGGUCCACGGCUUCAGCAGCGAACUGAUCACAUCUGUCUGGGACGCGGCGGGGUCGGCAUACGCAGUGACGGAGGACGCCGCGGGAAGAUGGAGCUCUCACCUCUCCUCAGCGGGUGCAAAGGCCUUCCAGCAGCUGGCUGCUUUAUUUAAAACUCUGACAACCCACUGAAACACCAAAACUGGAACCCUCAACUCGUAUUUAGAAGCUGAGAAAGCUUCACUUCCGCACUCCUGUAGUAAAGAAACAAAUCCACCUUAAAAUACCUUUUAAACACCUGCUAUUGUCCUGGAAAAAAUCAGGCAAUGAAUAAAUGAAUAUUUAAAGCAGGUUUAGGGAACAACAAAAUGAUCAAAUUAAUUGAAUUAUAACAAAUAACUUCAUCACCUUUAGCCUCACUUCAAAGAUUCCUAGUCGUUCAAUGCGGACCAGGGGAAAGCAUGAGAUAUGAUAUGAGAUAUGACUCGCACAGGAAAUUCAAAAUUCAAGUUAUUUCCAAAUUUGAGCAGUUUAUGUAGCCGUUCAUCUGUUUUGAAUUGUGUUAUUGUCAAAUGUUAUGUCCCUCUUUGGGGUGUGUUAUUCAAUGUUAUUACACGGCUUUGUCGAAUACCUG
Sebastes umbrosus (honeycomb rockfish) is the source of this 1964-nucleotide messenger RNA. It is a transcript of the gene trim59, whose product is annotated as tripartite motif containing 59. Gene Ontology annotation, molecular function: zinc ion binding. NCBI's taxonomy places the organism in Eukaryota, Metazoa, Chordata, Actinopteri, Perciformes, Sebastidae. Gene Ontology annotation, cellular component: intraciliary transport particle B; centrosome; cilium. The transcript is spliced from 5 exons. The record is from RefSeq and is a predicted model, not a curated record. Bases 227 to 1522 code for a protein of 431 amino acids. Gene Ontology annotation, biological process: cilium assembly.